AUGACUUCACCAAAUUAUUGUUCGGCAUGCUACGAGCGUGACGGCACUUGCUAUUGCUCUGGAUGCAAAGACUACUUUUGUGAUGAUGAUUUUAAAAGUCAUCGGGAAAUGUUGAUCAAUAAACUAAAUGAAUUUACAGCAGAUCGAAACGAUCUUCAAAAAAAUAUAAAUAAAGAUAAUUCAAAUCAACGAUCUGUUCUAGACAUUACGGCAAAAAUCGACGAAUGGGAAGAAAGAACUAUCGAGAAGGUGAAACAAGUUGCUGACUUGGCUAAAAAACAGGUUGUCAAAAUCAUAAAUUCUAAUCAAGAAGAAAUUGCUAUACGAUUUCGCAAUUUAUCAAAAGAAUUAGGCGACCGAAGGGUUAAGAAAAGUGUUCUUGAACACGAUAUAACCCGAUUAAAACAAGAAAUAUAUCAACUUAAGGAAGAUGUAAUUAGAAUGACACAGACAUCAACCAUUGAACUGAAUAUGAAACAAAGUGAUAAAAUUGAGUGGAAUCGGAUGACAUAUGUCGAGGGAAAACCUAUAACUCCUUGUAAUCAAUGGCACCAAUUGAAACCAAUCGAAAUCAAAUCAAUAGGUGAAGGUAUUCUUUUGGAAAACGCUAUUCUUUUGAUUCGUGGCAGUUAG
Molecule: messenger RNA, 633 nt
Organism: Rotaria socialis
Lineage: Eukaryota; Metazoa; Rotifera; Eurotatoria; Philodinida; Philodinidae
Source: the annotation of a GenBank genome assembly